UUGAUUACCGGCGAAAAUGGGCGUGCGGUGUUCGAACAGCGCGACGUGGAAUUCCCCGAAACGUGGUCACAGUUGGCAACCAACGUGGUGGCCUCGAAGUACUUCCGCGGGCCGCUCGAUUCCCCCCGGCGCGAACGCUCGGUACGCCAGGUGCUCGACCGAGUUGUCCGCACCAUCACCACUUGGGGCGACGGCGACGGGUACUUUGCCAGCAAGCAGGAUGCGGAAAUUUUUUCGCAUGAGUUGACCCACAUUCUGCUGCACCAGAAGGCGUCGUUCAACUCUCCGGUGUGGUUCAACAUCGGGGUGGAGGGCACGCCGCCGCAGGCGAGUGCCUGCUUCAUCAUUUCCGUGCACGACGACAUGCACGCCAUCCUGGAUUGGUACCGGCAGGAAGGCGUCAUUUUCAAAGGCGGCUCAGGGUCGGGCGUCAAUCUCUCCCGCCUGCGGGCCACCGGCGAAUCCCUUUCGGGCGGUGGCACGGCCUCCGGCCCGCUUUCCUUCAUGCGGGCCGCAGACGCCUCCGCCGGCGCCAUCAAAUCCGGCGGCACGACGCGGCGCAGUGCCAAAAUGGUGCUCCUCAACGCCGACCAUCCCGACAUCGAAGCCUUCAUCCGCUGCAAGGCGGUUGAGGAAAAAAAGGCCCACUCGCUCAUCGACGCCGGGUACGAUGCUUCCCUGGACGGUGACGCUUACGGCACCGUCAGCUUCCAAAACGCCAACAACUCGGUGCGGGUGUCCGAUGCGUUCAUGCGCGCGGUGGCUGAAGACAACGAGUGGCAAACCCGUUAUCGCAUCUCCGGUGAGCCUGCCAAGACCUAUCAGGCCCGCGACCUGCUGCGGCAGAUCGCCGAGGCGACCUGGGCCUGCGGCGACCCCGGCAUUCAGUUCGACGACACCAUCAAUAGCUGGCACACGUGUCCCGCCGCCGGACGCCAGGAGGCCACGAACCCGUGUGCGGAGUACUGCUGGAUCAACGACAGCGCCUGCAACCUCUCCUCGCUCAACCUGAUGCAAUUCCUCGAUGAUGACGGGACGUUCGACAUCGAAGCCUUCCGCCACACCGUGCACGUGAUGAUCCUGGCGCAGGAAAUCCUCGUCGGCCACGCCAGCUACCCCACCCCGGCCAUUGAGCGCAACAGCCACGACUACCGCACCCUGGGUCUCGGCUACGCCAACCUCGGGGCGCUGCUGAUGGCCCGCGGCUUGCCCUACGACUCGGACGCGGGCCGCGCCUAUGCCGGCACCGUCACCGCCCUGAUGACCGGCCAGGCGUAUCUGACCAGUUCGCAAAUCGCCGCUGCGCAAGGACCCUUCGCCGGCUACGCGGACAGCCGCAAGCCCAUGCUGAAGGUGAUUAAGCGGCAUCGGGAGAGUUACCACGGCACACAGCACGAAUCCCUCCCGCCGCCGCUGCAGGAAGCCGCACAGCAGGUGUGGAGCGAGUGCUACGCUCACGGCAAGCAGCACGGCUACCGCAACGCGCAGGUAACCCUGUUGGCGCCCACCGGCACCAUCGCGUUCAUGAUGGACUGCGAUACCACCGGCAUCGAGCCCGACCUGGCGCUGGUGAAAUACAAGAAGCUCGUCGGCGGCGGCGAGCUGAAGAUCGUCAACAACACGGCCCCGCGCGCCCUGACCUGCCUCGGCUACACGCCGCAGCAGAUCGACAACCUCGUACAAUACAUUGACGAGCACGGCACCAUGGAAGGCGCGCCCGACCUCCAGGAGGACCAUCUGCCGGUCUUUGACUGCGCCUUUCCCGCCAUGCCCGGGGGCCGCUCGAUUCAUUACAGCGGGCACCUGCGCAUGGUGGCGGCGGUGCAGCCGUUCCUGUCGGGGUCGGUGUCGAAGACGAUCAACGUGCCCAACCAGGCCACGGUGGCCGACAUCGAGCAGGCGUACAUCGACGCCUGGGGCCUCGGCAUCAAGUGCGUCGCCAUCUAUCGCGACGGCUGCAAGCGCACCCAGCCACUCAACACCAAGGCGGCCGAACCGGAAACCGCAGCGGCACCGAGCAGGCCCAUGCGGCGGCGGCUGCCGGACGAGCGUCCGGCCAUCACCCACAAGUUCUCGAUUGCAGGGCACGAAGGCUAUAUCACGGUUGGCAUGUUCGAGGAUGGGACGCCCGGCGAAAUUUUCCUGGUCAUGGCCAAGGAGGGCAGCACCAUCUCCGGGCUGAUGGAUGCCUUCGCCACCUCGAUUUCGCUGGCUUUUCAGUACGGCGUGCCGCUGCGGGCGUUGAUCGACAAGUUUAGCCACAUGCGCUUCGAGCCUGCCGGGUUCACCCAAAACACCGAGAUUCCCAUCGCCAAGUCGGUGAUGGAUUACAUCUUCCGCUGGCUGGCCUCCAAAUUCCUCGAUCAGGAAGAACGCGCCCAAAUCGGUGUCAUCGACCGGGACGGCCUGGAGCAGGCCGCCGAACCGGUGACACCCAAGGAGGCAACGAACGGCCACCACACGCCCUUGGGGACCACCGAGAAGCCCUAUUACUUCCGGCUGCAGGAAGACGCCCCCUCAUGCGCCGACUGCGGCGCCCUGAUGAUCCGCAACGGCUCGUGCUACAAAUGCACCAAUUGCGUGCCACCAGCGGGUGUUCGUAAAGGCUUUCAGGAGUCUCUCGGCUGUAAUGGAAGGGAAUACAACCCCAAUCCAUACCAGCCAAGAGGAGGUGGGCGCAUGGUGCGAAGAAUCCUCAGCGACUCGCAAUGGGCGCGUGUGGCGCUGCUGUUACCCGGAAAGGACGGCGAUCCUGGACGAUCCGCAAGAGACAAUCGGGAGUUCCUCGAAGCCGUUUUGUGGAUUGCUCGUACCGGUUCGCCGUGGCGUGACUUGCCCGACGAGUUCGGGCUGUGGAACUCGGUCUUUCAACGCUUCCGCAGGUGGGCACUCAAAGGCGUCUUCGAGCGCGUUUUCAAGGUCUUGUCGGUCGAUGCCGACUUCGAGUACGUGCUCAUCGACGGCACCAUCGUGCGCCUCCAUCAACACGGUGCCGGGGCAAAAGGGGGACCCAAAGCCAAGCCAUCGGUCGCUCGCGAGGGGGGCCAAGCACGAAGAUCAGCGUGA
Molecule: messenger RNA, 3066 nt
Organism: Geodia barretti
Lineage: Eukaryota; Metazoa; Porifera; Demospongiae; Tetractinellida; Geodiidae
Source: the annotation of a GenBank genome assembly